Molecule: messenger RNA, 2574 nt
Organism: Panicum hallii
Lineage: Eukaryota; Viridiplantae; Streptophyta; Magnoliopsida; Poales; Poaceae
Product: phosphatidylinositol 4-kinase gamma 4-like
Exons: 5
Coding region: 711-2426 (571 amino acids)
Molecular function (GO): protein binding
Source: RefSeq, a predicted model, not a curated record
CUCUCUCCCUCCGUCUUGGCUUGCCAUUCCUCCCUCUUCCUUGCUGCGCACUGCAAACCAACCAAACCUUCCUCCCUUGGCUCUCUCUCUCUCUCUCUCUCUCUCUCUCUCUCUCCGCCCUGCGUGAACCGCGGAGCAAGAAGUAAGGGGGCCGUUGCCUCGUUUGGGGGGCUGGGACUGGGAGGACGCCUACAAAUCGGUCGCCUCUCCAAUUCGGGCGCGGUUUGGGCUGGGAGGAAAGCAAUCCGUUGGGGCUGUAGCCCCCAUCGGGGGUGCGGAUUGAAGGAAUCGUCCCAUUUCGUGUGCUCCCCGAUCGGUGGGGGGAAGGGGGGGGGGGCGCAAGGGUUUGCUACUUUCUGUCAGGCCAUCGCAUCCUGCGCUACGCGAUUGGGGAUUCGGCCAUCGAGCCUGCGCUGCGCGAUUGGGGAUUCGGCCAUCGGCGGGGCGAAGUGACGGUUCGGCGCCACUUUUCCCCAAUACUGAUUUAAUUUGCCUGGAACCCGAGAUGGGAUUGUAAUCACGGUCGCUGUUCUGUGCGGCUCUCUGAGGGUUUCAUCCAUCCUUGAGUGGGAAGGAAGGAACCCUUGGAUAUCCGUCUCCAUGGCGUCCACUUUGUAGUUUCCGGAAUCUAACUUGGUAGUGCUAGUGUAAAUAUUAGUGGUAGCAGCUGUUGAGGAAGCUCCGGCCUCCUUAGUAGCCUCCCUGUGAAGAUGUCGUCCGCAGGUGUCAUCGCCCUCGGGCCAGUCCCGGAAGACCCUGCCUUCCUUCCCAUCUGCUUCAACGCCAGCCGCUCGCCGCACUGCUUGUCCGGGUCGCAGCUGCAGGAUUCCAUUCUUAUUUUCCUCGCUGUGCCUGGCAUGCCGCCCAUGCCCAUGAGCGUGCUGGGAUCUGAGUCCAUCGCCUCAGUCAAGCUGCGCAUCCAGCGGUUCAAGGGUUUUGUGGUGACGAAGCAGCGGCUUGUGCUGGAUGGCCAUGAGCUGGCACGCAACAAUUGCCCGGUCAAGGAUUAUGGGCUGGCCGAGGGAAAUGUUCUGCACCUUGUUAUUCGGCUAUCUGAUCUCCGGGUGAUUAACAUUGAGACUGCUGCUGGGAAGAAGUUUCAGUUUCAGGUGGACCAAAGCCGCAAUGUCAAAUAUCUCAAGACUAAGCUGGCAGAUGAGGAUGAUGAGGAUAUUGGUAACCCGGAGGAUCACAAGCUUGAGUAUGAUGGUGAGGAGCUUGAGGACCACCAGCUGAUUGCUGAUAUUAGCAAGAGGGAUGAUACCGUGAUUCACCUGUUCAUCCGCAAACCAGCAAAGGUACGAACACAGCAAGUUGAUAGAGAUACUUUGGUCACAGUUGUCAAUCCACAGGAGAAAGGCAACCUGCAAAAUGAAGCUCAUGCUGUGAAAUCUGCAAAAUCAGCUGGUUUUAGGCCUGCUCCUGUUGAACCAGUUAUUGUUAAUAGAAAAGUGAAGUUGUCACCUGAAGUGAUGAGAAUGAUAAGUUCAACCAUAGCUGGCCUGGAGAAAGGACACCUGCCUGUGAUGUCAGCUGAAGGUUCAGGUGGGGUUUACUUCAUGCGAGAUGCAACAGGUCAGAAGAUUGUGGCCGUGUUUAAGCCUAUCGAUGAGGAACCUAUGGCUGAAAACAACCCAAGGGGCCUUCCUUUGUCCACUGAUGGUGAAGGAAUGAAAAGGGGAACAAUUGUAGGGGAAGGAGCAUUUAGGGAAGUCGCAGCUUAUAUUCUUGACCAUCCAGUUGGUGAUCGUAUAUCUGGUAACAAUGUUGGGUUUUCUGGUGUGCCUCCCACAACAUUGGUCCGAAGCAUACAUAGGGGGAAGAGCUUUAAGAUUGGGUCACUGCAGAUGUUCAUGGAGAACAAUGGAAGCACUGAGGAUAUGGGUCCUAGAGCUUUCUCUGUCAAGGAGGUUCACAAAAUAGCAGUUUUAGAUAUUAGGUUAGCAAAUGCUGAUCGUCAUGCUGGGAAUAUUCUAGUGCACAAGGAGGAAGAAGGUGACAACUACAAGCUGAUUCCAAUUGAUCAUGGCUACUGCUUGCCUGAGAAGUUUGAAGAUUGUACAUUUGAGUGGCUCUACUGGCCCCAAGCCCGUGAGCCAUUCAAUGAUGAAGCCGUUGAAUACAUCAAAUCACUUGAUGCUGAAAAGGACAUCAAACUUCUCAAGUUCCAUGGGUGGGAGCUGUCUCCAAAAUGUGCUCGUGUCCUGUGCAUCAGCACCAUGCUUCUCAAGAAAGGUGCAGCUCGUGGCCUCACACCAUUUGACAUAGGGCGCGUACUGUGUAGGGGAACUGUGAAUAGAGACUCUGAGAUUGAGGACAUCAUCCAGGAAGCAGAGGAUGCUGUUCUCCCAGGGUCAAGCGAAAAUAUGUUCUUAGAAACCAUAUCUGAAAUCAUAGACCGUCACCUCGACAAGGAGUUUGCUUAGAGUUUCAGAAUAACUGAUCUAGUUGUUCCAGCUGUAUCCAGUUUGUUGUAAUUAUGUUGACAAGGCACUGGUCAAGAGACUAAUGAUUUCAUUUGUUUGUAUCCUCAAAUGAUUUCACUUGGUUGUAGUUGCUCAAGUACUUUGCUUA